Molecule: messenger RNA, 699 nt
Organism: Pieris macdunnoughi
Lineage: Eukaryota; Metazoa; Arthropoda; Insecta; Lepidoptera; Pieridae
Source: the annotation of a GenBank genome assembly
AUGAGUUUCGAUACUGAGAGAUUCAUCGUAGAAAUUCAGAAUCGUCCCUGUUUAUGGGAUGCCUCGUUAUCUGAGUAUUCUGAUCGUAAUAUGAAAAUUAAAUGUUGGGAAGAAAUAGUAGAUACCUUUAAAGAACAAGAUAAUAUUACGGUUCAAGAAAAACAACAUUUCGCUGAAUCGUUGCAGAAAAGGUGGAAAAGUAUCAGAGGUUGCUACACAAGAGAAGUUAAUCGGAAAAAAUCUGUAAAGUCUGGGUCUGGCUGCAGCGGAUCACGAAAAAGUGAAUACAUUUAUUAUAAACAAUUACAAUUUCUUCAAAACGUUAUUGCUAUAAGAGCGCCAGAUCCGACUUCGGCCACUGCAGACCUUCCAAACUCUGAGGAUAAUCCUGAGCAUGUCACACAAGAAAUCAGACAAAUACACGGUCGAAAGAAGCAGAAAACAAAAGAAAACACUGAAGAUGAUAAGUUCAUCGCAGUUCUUAAUAAAUCUAAAAGGGAAAAAUGUGAGAAAGGGAAUCAAGACGAAGACAAGCUUUUUCUCUUGUCAUUAGUUGGAACAUUAAAAAAAGUUCCACCAAACAGAAAAAUGGCAACAAAAAUUAAAAUUAUGACAAUUCUCAAUGAAGAAACCUGCAAUGAACAAACUCAGAAUACUCGUGAUGAAUGGUCAUCACCGCCACCAGAUCGGCCAUCUUGA